This is a messenger RNA of Falco peregrinus (peregrine falcon), 1193 nucleotides long. It is a transcript of the gene ASF1A, whose product is annotated as anti-silencing function 1A histone chaperone. The transcript is spliced from 4 exons. Gene Ontology annotation, biological process: DNA replication-dependent chromatin assembly. The coding region runs from base 358 to 972 and encodes 204 amino acids. The record is from RefSeq and is a predicted model, not a curated record. Gene Ontology annotation, molecular function: histone binding. Gene Ontology annotation, cellular component: nucleus. Lineage: Eukaryota; Metazoa; Chordata; Aves; Falconiformes; Falconidae.
GCGGGGGCGCCGCAGCGAGGCGCGCGGGCCGAGCGGGAGCGGCGGAGCCCAUCUUGCUGCCGCUCGGCGGCCGCGCUCGGGGAGGAGGGCCCUAACCCGGCGUGCGGCCAAUCCGGGCGGGCGCUGACGGCGAGCAGGGCAGAAUGGGCUGUAGUUUAGUGAAAUAGGAAAGCUGCAAACAGUGUGGAGUGUUCCUGGUGUAAAUAAAAGGGGAAAAAAAAAGUUUCUGCAAGUCGCAGCUCUGCAGCCUCGCUCAGACACUGGCACGGGGGUUUGUGCUUUGCAAAAAACCAACACACUGGACUUUAUUGUGCUGCGUUAACACGCUCUUCCUAUUGUUUGUGGUUUUUUCAAAAUAUGGCAAAGGUUCAGGUGAACAAUGUAGUGGUGUUGGAUAAUCCUUCUCCUUUCUACAAUCCUUUCCAAUUCGAAAUCACAUUUGAGUGCAUAGAGGACCUGUCUGAAGAUUUGGAAUGGAAGAUAAUUUAUGUGGGUUCAGCUGAAAGUGAAGAGUAUGAUCAGGUGUUAGACUCUGUUUUAGUAGGACCUGUUCCUGCGGGCAGACACAUGUUUGUAUUUCAGGCUGAUGCACCUAACCCAGGGCUUAUUCCAGAUGCAGAUGCAGUAGGUGUAACAGUUGUGCUAAUUACAUGCACCUAUCGAGGUCAAGAAUUUAUUAGAGUCGGCUACUAUGUAAACAAUGAAUAUACUGAAACAGAACUGAGAGAGAAUCCACCAGUAAAGCCAGAUUUUUCUAAGCUUCAAAGGAAUAUUUUGGCAUCUAAUCCCAGAGUUACAAGAUUCCACAUUAAUUGGGAGGACAACACUGAAAAACUGGAAGAUGCAGAGAGCAGUAACCCAAAUCUACAGUCACUGCUUUCUACAGAUGCAUUACCUUCAGCAUCAAAGGGGUGGUCAACAUCAGAAAAUUCAUUAAAUGUUAUGUUAGAAUCUCACAUGGACUGCAUGUGACUGACCACCAUCGUUUUGGUACUGUACAUGUGUUAAACUGUAAAAACAAACAGAACUAUUUCCCUCAAAUUCCAUAAGUACAUAGUUGACAAGCAAUGUGAAGAACUUGUUUUAAAACAUCCUGUAGAAAGUUUAUAAAAAAAGAAAACAAAACAAAAAAACCCAACAACAAACAGUAUUUGAGCAAAUUGUGGAAUAUAAAUACAACUAUUUUUAAGUAA